This is a messenger RNA of Oryzias melastigma (Indian medaka), 6654 nucleotides long. RefSeq names its product proteasome activator complex subunit 4B. Bases 502 to 6030 code for a protein of 1842 amino acids. Gene Ontology annotation, cellular component: nucleus; spermatoproteasome complex; cytosol. The transcript is spliced from 47 exons. NCBI's taxonomy places the organism in Eukaryota, Metazoa, Chordata, Actinopteri, Beloniformes, Adrianichthyidae. Gene Ontology annotation, biological process: proteasomal ubiquitin-independent protein catabolic process. Gene Ontology annotation, molecular function: peptidase activator activity; proteasome binding. The record is from RefSeq and is a predicted model, not a curated record.
GAAGAUGAAACUUGUCAAUAAAAUAUAUUCUAAUAGAUUAUAAAUAAUGUCAGCAACUUUAUUUUUAUCCAAAUCUUCUUAAAUCUUUGACGAAAUCUUAAAAUAAGCAAUUAAGUUAACAGUUGAGUAUUUACUAUGUCACAUUUACAGAUGGCAAAUGAGAAAUUCUAAUUACAUACAUGCUAAAGGAGACCUUUGACCCCUACUUUGUGCCCCCCACAUUACCAGAUGUUAAAAUGAAAUGAAAUCCACGUCCAUGGUCAUACAUGAAAGCCCAAUUUUAUCAAAGCUGGUUGCUUAAAUCAAAGUCUGACUUAAAAGUAUGUUUUUUUCCCUCCUGGAGAACCUGCGAGGCAUCUAUUUGCCAUUAACCCCCUGUGGUGCGCUACUCUGUCUGCGUGAGGUGAGGCCGGAGCGGAACCGGCCCUUCUCCUCUACGCACGGGGGCUUUGGCCAGCUCAAUUAGCGUGACACACUUUCCACGCUCGGCCACAGCGGAUUAUGUCCUGUGACUUCAGCGGCGCACUUUCCAGAAGCCGCUGCGCUCUGCGGGAAGCAGCUCCGUCCGUCCAGGUGACCAACAGGUGGGACAUGACCAUAGACGGGGACAUGGAGGGGUUCGUCCCCCAAAAGGAGAUAUUGUACAACGGCCUGCUGCCGUAUGCUGACAGACUGGACCGAGAGGCCACGGAGCUCCUUUCAGAGAUCAAAACCAACCUGUGCAGGGCGGUUCUCCUCAGGGAACUGUGGCCUGGAGUCGCUUUCUGGUCCAGGAAACUCUUCUCAUUCCUGAAGCUGUAUGGCCGGAGGUUCAGUAAGGACGACCACAUCCUCUUCAUCAAACUCCUCUACGAGUUGGUCACCCUCCCAAACCUGGAGCCAAAUAUGAUGCAGUGCUACGCCCGGCUGCUCAUUCAGCUCCUCAAGAAAAAGGAACUGCUAUCAAGGGAUGACCUGCAGUUGCCAUGGCGACCGCUCUAUGAUUUGUACGAAAGGGUCAUCUACUCCAAAACUGAGCAUCUGGGACUCAUCUGGUUCCCCAACUCAGUGGACCACAUUUUGAAGGCUUUAAUCAAAAGCUGCAGACUGUAUUUCCCUGCGACCUCUACACAGGAGAUGCUUGAUGAGUGGCGCCCCCUACUGUGUGUGUUUGACGUGGUGAUGCAGAAGGCCAUCAGCAACAUGGAGCUGUUCCUGCCCACCAUCAUGCCCCCCGAGGAACACAGCCAGGGCUUCCAGUUGUGGUUUCAUGAGCUGAUGAAUCUGUGGAUGGCCGUGCAGAAUCAGCCGAGCUGGGAAGGGCACCUUGUGAACCUGUUUGCUCGCCUGGCCAACGAUAACAUCGGCUAUGUGGACUGGACACCUUAUAUUCCCACAAUUUUUACCAGGAUUCUGCGCAGUUUGAACCUUCCAGUUGGAGUCAGUCAGAUUGUGGCUCCUCGAUAUCUUACCAACUCAUAUGACAUUGGAUAUUUGGUUUUAUGGAUAACAGCUCUUCUGGGUGGAGCAGGUAACCCUGCACAGAAAGAGCUGAGCUGUUUGUUUAACAGCAUUGCUUCCUUUUACCACCCGUCGAAUCACGGCCGCUGGCAGUCUCGACUCAUGCGGCUGCUUCAGCGUCUCCCGGUGAGUGUUGUGCGCCGCAUGCACAGGGAGCGCCACGCCGCAUCAAGCUGGAUCACAGUGGUGCCCGAAAGUCACAGGCUAAGUGAUGCAGACCUGCAGGAGUUCACCCGCAGCCUCACUGGAGCUGCCCUGCUGGCCAUGUUUAGUAAAACUGGCAGCACAGACGCAGCUUACGCCUUCCAGAACCUCGCCCUGCUCACGCCAGAACUGGUCAUUCCCCCUGUACUCGAAAAGACGUACGCUGCGAUGGAGACACUGACGGAGCCGCACACCCUCACUGCAACACUCAGCUGCAUGAUUGGCAUGGCACGGAGCCUUGUUUCCCCUAACAACCAUUACCCAGAGGGCCGUGCGCACGUGCUCCCACUGCUCAUGGGCUCUCUCCCAGGGAUUGACCCCAAUGACUUCAGCAAGUGCAUGAUUACGUUCCAGUUCAUCACCACCUUCACAACUCUGGUGCCUUUAGUGGAUUGUUCAUCUGCUCCCUCUCAACGUUCUGAUCUCACAGAGAUUGAAAAGGAUCUGUGUUUUGCCUCUGCUGGGUUUGAAGACUUUGUUCUGCAGUUCCUGGACAGGUGUUUCGCUCUGAUAGACAGCAGUACGUUGGAACAGACGAGAGAUGAGACGGAGACAGACACUCAGACUCAUCUGGAGAGUCUUGUGGAGCUGGGACUGUCCUCGACUGUGAGCACGAUCCUAACGCAGUGUUCCACAGAAAUCUACAAGGUUGCACUUCAGAAGCUAUAUAACUUUGCCACGUCCAGCAUUUUUGAGACGUGUGUUUCAGGUCGGAUGGUGGCUGACAUGUGCAGAGCUGCAGCAAAGUGUCAUCCUGCUGAGUCACUCCGUCUCUUCGUCCCUCACUGCUGCAGCGUCAUCUCUCACAUUACUGACAAUGAAGAACUGCAGAAUGAAGAGGAGCUGGACAAAGAGCUGCUGUGGAAUCUACAGCUCCUAUCAGAGGUAACCCGCGUGGAUGGGGAACAGUUGUUGAAAUACCAAGGGGACCUGGAGCGGAUCCUGUGCGUGUGUGUGCGCCUGCGCUGCAAGCGCGCGUACACUCUCGCCUGCAGUCUGCUGGAGCACACACUCCGGUCGCUGUCCCUCAUUUAUCCCACCGAGUACCGCAGCACCUCUGGAGGCUUUAAUACCGACCUCCCCAUUCGGGACUGGGGCAGAGCUGGAGAUGUGGCAAACCUGGGCGUGUGCUGGCACGUGCCCAGCCAAGACGAGGCGAACUUUGUCUUCCAGUUGUUGUCUCGUCUUCUGCGGCCUGAAUUGGAGCGAAUCAGACGGCAUGUCUCUGGAGAUCAGCCAAUGUCCAGGGAGGAGUUGUUGCAGAGUCUCGCUAUUGUGCAGCACUGCCUUCUGGGAGCUGGAAUCAUGCUGCCCCCUUUGGAUGGACCGCACGUACCAGACUUGGUGCCAUCCAUGGUCAAUCUGGGGGAGAUCAAGCUGCAUGUGGGCGUCGAGUACAAUGAUUCACAGGAGAACUACAGAGAGUCCAUCUGCCAAACUAUGAGACUGCUGCUUCAUCACAUCUUGGAGCACUCAGAAGACGACACAAAGUCCCUCUUUGUCAUCAUUAAGAUCAUCAGUGACCUCAUGUUUUUCCGUGGCACUCACAAAAAAGAAUUCGACUCACGUUGGAAAAGCUUCACUCUCGUCAAGAAGUCCAUGGAAAACAGGCUUCAUGGGAAAAAGCAGCACAUCAGAGCGCUGCUCAUUGAUCGGGUUUUACUCCAGCAUGAGAUGAGAAAGCUGGUGGUUGAAGGCAGUGAAUAUAAAGUGGUUCAUCAGGAGCUGCUGUGUGAUCUGUUGCUGCUGUCCACCAGCACAUACAGCCAGGUGCGGAGCAGAGCCCAGAACGUGCUGAUGAUUGCGAUGGGAACCUUUAGCUUCUCCUACAGGGACAUGAUGCCGCGCAUUAUCCAGCUGCUGUCGCCGCAACACACUACAGGCACACAGCAGCAGUUCAAGGGUGCUCUCUACUGCCUUCUCGGUGCACACUGCGGCUUCUCUGUGGCCAGUGUAAGGGACUGGGACUGCGUGGGGGAGGUGUGGCCCGCUCUGGUUCGCUGUGGUUUGUCUCCCUCGAUGACUCUGGAGAAGCCGUCCAUUGGGUGCUUGCUGGACGACAUCACAGACAGGAUCCACCGCCAGCAUGACACCAUCGGGAUCUUCUUCACUGUAUCUGAGAGUUGUGUCCAGAUAGCCAACCAAAUCGCACACCUUAAAAGCCCCAUGCCUUGUACAGAGAUACCCUCCAAAGAAGAGGUGAAGGAGGGGAUUCAACGCCAGCGAAUCAGAAACGUGGUUGCUGCACGAAAGUAUGAGAAGUUGGUCAAUGACCUCUUGGACUGCCUUGAAGACAGAGACUUGCCCUGGAAGUUUGAGCACAUGGCUACAGAUUUGUUGGCUCUCUUGCUGAGGGAUGAUCACCCGCUUCCCCCAGAUGCCGUCCUCUACUUCACACAGAGCCUUGUACAUGAUUCCAUCAGCAUACGCAAGGUUGCGAUUUCAGCAAUGGCUGGAAUCUUGAAGCAGCUGAAACGGCCAAGAAAGAAAGUGGCUGUGAAGCCGUCGGAUUUAAGUGGCAUCCUGGAUCCAGAGGGGGUGUGUGUAGGUGAUCGUGAGGCGAAUCGCUGGCUGCAGUAUGACAGCAACAACCUCCCCCUGAGUCAGGAGCAGUGGGACUCACUGCAGUACGUGGAGAAAACCCACUGGGGCUACUACUCCUGGCCGAGAGAAAUGAUGAUCUAUGCAGCUUCAGAAAAGCCACAAGAUGACCUGCCAUACGAGGAAAUGAGUGAGGGUGAAAAGAUCGUAUAUGAAUACUUCUCAGAUCCUGAGUUUAUUGACCAGUUGAUAGAGUUUCUGUCGUUGGAGGAGCGGAAAGGAAAAGACAGCUUCAACCCUCGCCGCUUUUGUCUCUUCAAGGGAUUGUUUCGUAACUAUGGCGACGUAUUCCUGCCGUUAUUGUGGCUUCACCUGGAGCGGCUUGCCAGUGACCCCCACGAGAGCUCACAGCGCUGUGUGUGUGAGAUUACUGCCGGUCUAAUCAGAGGUAGCAAGCACUGGAGCUUCAGCAAGCUGGAGAGGUUAUGGCGACUUUUGUGCCCUUUGAUCCGGACGGCGUUAGCCAACAUCACCGUGGAAACCUUCACAGACUGGGGCACAUGCAUCGCCACAGCUUGUGAAGGCAGAGACCCCAGGAAACUCCACUGGCUGUUUGAGCUGCUGAUGGAGAGUCCUCUCAGCGGAGAGAGCGGCUCAUUCAGGGAUGCCAGCUUGCUGUAUGUGCUUCAGGGAGGCCUGGCCCAGCAGCAGUGGAGGGUUUCUGAACUGCUGCACAGGCUGCUGGCUUAUCUGGAGCCUAAACUUACUCAGGUCUAUAAGAACGUCAGAGAGCGCAUUGGCAGUGUCCUGACCUAUAUCUUCAUGAUAGACGUGGCCCUGCCACACACCAGGCCCACAUAUUCCCCCCACGUGGCAGAAUUUGUCACUCGGGUCCUGGAGAGACUCAAGCCGCUCACAUCAGAGCCGGAGAUCCACAACCACGUCCACGAGGAGAACACCCAGGAGACAGAUGAGCGCACCCAGGCUGUCAAACUGCUCAAGACAGUGUUGAAGUGGCUGAUGGCGAGUGCUGGGCGAACUUUCACCACCCCUGUCCAGCAGCAGCUGCAGCUCCUGCCUCUGCUCUUCAAGAUUGCCCCAGUAGAGAUUGAUGAGAGCUAUGAUGAGAUGAAGCAGGAUGCGCGCACGUGUCUUUCUCUCAUGUCCCAGGGCUUGCUGUAUCCUGAGCACAUCCCUCUGGUUCUGUCAGCGUUGGAGGAGAUGACAGGUAGCAGAUCGUGGCACGCUCGCUUUUCGGUGCUGACCUUCCUCCAAAUCAUGGUUUUUUACAACCUAUUCACCGUGCUCAGCUUGCCCGCCGAGGUUCUGCGCGUCCAAAAGCUGGUAAUGCAGCUGCUGCUCGACGAACAGCUUGAGGUUAGGGACAUGGCGUGCACCACCCUCAGCGGUUUACUGCAGUGCCAGUUCAUCCCCCUGGACUCCAGUCUGCAGACUCAGCUCCAGACGCUGAGUCAGACCUGCCUCCCCAAGGCCAGAGGGGAGCUGGCCUCUACAGACUUGGUGCGGCGCCAUGCUGGAGUGCUCGGCCUGAGUGCGUGCAUUCUGUCGAGCCCCUAUGAUGUCCCGCUGUGGAUGCCUCAGAUACUGAUGGACCUGAGCGACCAUCUCAACGACCCGCAGCCUAUAGAGAUGACGGUGAAGAAGACUCUGUCGGAGUUCAGGCGCACUCACCAUGACAACUGGCAGGAACAUCGGCAGUGCUUCACUGACGACCAGCUGCUCGUGCUCACUAACCUGCUGGUGUCUCCCUGUUACUACGCCUAAAGGACCACCCACCUUGCCCUAUGCUGGCUGCCUGCGAGCUUCCAUACACAUAAAAAAACUCAAAAAAUUUGGUAACUCUGGGACUUCAUGGCCUUUAAAUGCAAAACAAUUUUGAGGUAAUCCAUUUCAUAUUGUGUUCACCAAGCUGCAGAGCAGCCUUAAAGCUAAAAAUAUAUUUAAGUUAUUCAGAACUUUCAACUUUUUAAUAAUCAUAUAGCAUUAAUUUAAAAAUAAAAACUAAAAAUCAAGACAUUAAAUGUCUACCAGUUAGAGUAUAACCAAAAAUGAUUAUAUUACUAUAUAAAAGUAUAUGAUCUAAUCUAAUAUUAUUAUUUAUAUAACACAUUUGUCUAAGUAUAUAUAACUAAAGUUAAUAAAAUUAAUAAAUACUGUAAUAACACAUUCCGACCACACAGAGCAAACAUGUACAAGAUAAAACUAUUUUCUUAAACUCCUGCUUCAUUUCUACACAGCAUUCUACCACAAAGGCUUCUUUUUGCAUGGAUAGGUUUUAGCUAAGUGCCAAAACACUGUAAAGUUGUUCCCGCUGCAGCCGAUAAACACCUGUAAAGAGUUUCAUUGUGUUUGUUUUAAAGGAAAAAUAAAAUCAGAUCAAGUUGUGGC